AUGGAUGUCAACUCGCAGAACUUCUGGCUUGUCCUGCCUGGACUUCUCCAGAGCCUGGCUGACUGCGAUUUCGCCGUCAUCGACUUGGAGAUGUCUGGUGGCGUCACUGACCGUGACGAGUCGCGGUACAGUGGUCUCUCAGGCAAGGAGCUGUCGUACGCCAUGGCCGCCCACGCUGCCACGCAGUACAACAUCCUCGAAUUUGGACUGACCUUGAUCAAGAACCCCAAGAACAAGAACUCAGAGUUCGUGACGACCACGUACGACUUUGCCGUCAACAACCUCUUCCUCCAAGACACCAGAGACGAGUAUAUCUUCCAGCGCUCGCAGGAGCGCGUCAUCAACUUCUCCGUCACUGCCCUCGACUUCUUCAAGAAGAAGGGCGUCGACCCCAUGACCCUCAACGGCUUUGAAGGCGAACAUCGGGCCGGCGUCCCGUUUCUGAGCCGCAAGGAGCGUGAAGAGGCCAUGGAGCAGGCCAUCCGCGCCAGAAACUUCACGCGGGUGGGCUGCGAUGAGAUGGACAUCCCGGCCCGCACUUUCUACGAAGACAAUGCCGAGCUCAUCAGAAAGUGGUAUAAUGCCAAGCCCCGCCCCAACUCCCAGGUCAUCAUGUUGCAUCCACGAUCGACCCGCGUCUCGCUCUAUAGACGUCUCGUCGCUGAAAUCCUCGAGGAGUACCCUGACUGCUUCAUGGAGCCGUUCUACUCCUACGGAAUGCGCAUCUCUGUCAAGACCGCCGAGACUCUGAAGAUUGAGGACGAGCCACCAUCAAGAAGCAGGCCCUGUCUCAGCAUCGUCUUUGAAGCCCUCUGCGGCGGCAACUUUCUGGAUCUCAUCGACACGGUCGAGCUAUCUGCCACGCUCGCGGCGUGCCCCGGCUGGCGCAACAACGUCGGCGACCUCCAGCGGCACCUCAACAAGUGCCAGACGGCGCUGCGGGCCAAGCGUCCGGUCCUGGUCGGCCACAACAUGGUGUACGACCUGACGUUCCUCUACGACGCGUUCGUGGGCUGCCUGCCGGCGACGCUCGCCGGGUUCCAGUUCAGGCUCUUGGCCAUCUUCCCGCGCAUCAUCGACACGAAGGUCCUGGCCGUCCACAUCAACCACGUCGACGGCAACGACCCGCUGGGCGCCCUCUACAACGACUUCAAGCACGGGCGACCCGAGAUCACCCAUGCUCUCGGCUUUGGCUACAACGUGGACCAGGGCCGUGCCCACUCGGCUGGCUUCGACACAUCUGUCUGGUCCUCCUCGCCUGUGCCGCCUCGCCGUGUGUUGUUCCAUGUCGCCCGCGGUGCCCACUCUGACAUUGCCAUGCCCAACCUCGAGGGCAGGUGCUAG
Messenger RNA from Verticillium alfalfae VaMs.102, 1344 nucleotides. RefSeq lists its product with no specific name. Gene Ontology annotation, molecular function: RNA binding; poly(A)-specific ribonuclease activity. Gene Ontology annotation, biological process: nuclear-transcribed mRNA poly(A) tail shortening. The record is from RefSeq and is a predicted model, not a curated record. Gene Ontology annotation, cellular component: cytoplasm. The transcript is spliced from 5 exons. NCBI's taxonomy places the organism in Eukaryota, Fungi, Ascomycota, Sordariomycetes, Glomerellales, Plectosphaerellaceae. The coding region runs from base 1 to 1344 and encodes 447 amino acids.